AUGUUCGAAGUCGCUAUCGUAGACUUCUCUGAGGAUGCUCGCUGGUUGUUCCUCACUGAAUCGGUAUCCGACCUCCUAGGCUUUGAACCCCGCGAGCUUAUAGGCCGCCCUGGUUUUGAGCUUGUACAUCCCGACGAGUUCUCUCAGGUAAAGCAGAUGCACUAUGACACCAUCUGCGAAGACAAAGCCGCUGCCCUCGCAUACCUCCGAUUAAAGCAUAAAGAUCCCUUCAAAGGAUAUAUUCUUUGCGCGUUUUCUCGGACCGUUGUGCACAACGUUGUGGUUGGCAGCAUAUCAUUUGCCACACCAGGCGGAAAGGCGCUCCAAAAUGCAUCUACUGCGCAAGAAGUCGAGGUCAUCACACCUUCUGCGAAGAACUUCGAGCUUAGGUCGUCAGCGGUGGUGCGAUUCAUCACCGAUGUCGUCAAGUCCUAUAUACGACCUCUCUUCAGCCGGCUGCCUAGCCCAUUCAUAGACACGGACACUAGUGAUGCGUCAUCCGACCGCAGCCGAGGCAAGAAACCAGCAAUAAUUAGUUUUAGUCCGCUGCCCUCCCAGUCCACAAGAUCGGCACUCAUCCUUGACCGCUUCUCGAUUCAUUGCACGGUCCUUUACUGUUCCAACGAUCUUCUCCUCUCGACUACCAAGGUCUUGGGUCGGAGUUUCUUCGACUUUGUCACUAGUCGCACGGAAAAUAGUGUGCGCAGCUGGAUCGAUGUUAUCAAAUCAUGGGGCGUCAACGAGCGAGGGCAACCGAGCGACGGGGGAUUUGGUUUUGGUAAAUUUGUGCUAUUACUUUCUGGCAGAGAUUCACGGGGUGAAAAUGAACAAGAUCCGCCGCUAUCACGGCGCCGAGAUGCAAGAAUCAACUCCCGAAUGCCGUCAAGCCCACGUUUCGCUUCUCAUUCUCCUGGGACUUCCCGCCCACGACAGUCUUCGACACCUUCGACCACUUUUGAUCAGGAAAUUGCUGUUGACGCUAUUUUCUCUGCGCAUUCGGAUGGAAUAUUACUGAUACUUCGUGCAACUUCACAAGUAUGA
Messenger RNA from Suillus paluster, 1041 nucleotides. RefSeq lists its product as uncharacterized. The transcript has 7 exons. The coding region runs from base 1 to 1041 and encodes 346 amino acids. NCBI's taxonomy places the organism in Eukaryota, Fungi, Basidiomycota, Agaricomycetes, Boletales, Suillaceae. The record is from RefSeq and is a predicted model, not a curated record. Gene Ontology annotation, molecular function: protein binding.